This is a messenger RNA of Gavialis gangeticus (Gharial), 1529 nucleotides long. It is a transcript of the gene CCN6, whose product is annotated as WNT1 inducible signaling pathway protein 3. The transcript has 5 exons. The record is from RefSeq and is a predicted model, not a curated record. NCBI's taxonomy places the organism in Eukaryota, Metazoa, Chordata, Crocodylia, Gavialidae. Gene Ontology annotation, cellular component: extracellular matrix; extracellular region. The coding region runs from base 43 to 1110 and encodes 355 amino acids. Gene Ontology annotation, biological process: cell adhesion; signal transduction. Gene Ontology annotation, molecular function: heparin binding; integrin binding.
CUGUUCUCCGUCACUCUGUUUCACUUCUGGCUGUGCAGGAACAUGCAGUGGCUCUUCAUCCUCACUGUCCUUGUCAUCACCUACAUACAACAGUUUUUUUGUAGGGCACAAGGUAACAGUCAACUGCAAGUGAAGGCUGGGGAAAAGUCUGAAGAAGCCGGUGAGGUACAUCAGCGUAAAGUGUUUUGUCACUGGCCAUGCAGAUGCCCACCCAAGCCAACCUGCACCCUUGGCAUGAGCUUGGUAAAGGAUGGAUGUGGCUGCUGUCAGAUCUGUGCCAAGCAGUCAGGAGAGAUAUGUAAUGAAGCAGAUAUCUGUGAUCCUCACAAAGGGUUAUACUGCGACUACUCUGCAGACAGACCUAGGUAUGAAACAGGAGUAUGUGCAUAUAUGAUAGCUGUAGGAUGCGAGCUCAAUGGAGUGCAUUAUCCUAAUGGGCAAGCUUUCCAACCCUCCCCUCUUUAUAAGUGUCUGUGUGUCAGUGGUGCAAUUGGAUGCACCCCCGUAUUCACUCCCAAAUCAGCUGUAAGUCCAUGCACCACAGUCAAAGGGAAAAAAAAGUUUGGACCUUCCACCUGUGGCCCUGGACAACAGAAGCAGCUACAAUCAACAGGUUACAGAUUAAUGCCAGCUUACAAGAGUCUACCACUUGUUUUAAAGAAGAAGUGCUUAAUACAGGCAACUCCUUGGACCCCUUGUUCUAAAACCUGUGGUAUAGGCAUCUCCAAUAGAGUGACCAACGAAAACAGUAAAUGUGAAAUGAGAAAAGAAGACAGGCUGUGUUUCAUUCAACCUUGUCAGACCAAUAUACUGAAAACUGUAAAGAUUCCAAGAGGAGAAACCUGUCAACCAACAUUCCAGCUUUCCAAAGCAGAGAAGCUAGCCUUUUCUGGAUGCUCAAGCACACAAAGCUACAGACUUACUUUCUGUGGUGUGUGCCUGGACAAGAGAUGUUGCACACCUAACAAGUCCAAGAUGAUCACUGUACAGUUUGAUUGCCCUAAUGAAGGUUCCUUUAUGUGGAAGAUGAUGUGGAUCACAUCCUGUGUUUGUCAGAGGAUGUGCAGUGAUCCAGGAGAUAUAUUUUCUGAACUCAAGCUUUUACAGUAAGUUACACCACAGCACCGUACUGCAAAGUUGGAAGCACAGUCACAGCUUGGAGUGUUAGCUAAAGGGGCAACCUUUCCACUAAAACUAACUUUUGAACUGUUCAUCAUUCUUUUGCUAAGGGUUAUUUGGAAACAUAUACGUAAAGCCAGGCAUUAAAAAGACUUAAAUGUAUCCAACACUGAAACCAUUAUAGAGUGGUAUCUUUUUGUCAUUUUCUUAUGCAGAAAGGAGUGCUACAUUGAGCUGUUUAAUACAGAAAACAGAAAAAGCUCAUAUAAUCAGGUGUCUUGCUCCAUGGCUAAAAGAAUGUGUAAGUUUAAAUUAAAGAAACAGCCAAGUAACCUACUAGAAAAAGGAAUUUUAACUUGUUGCAACAAUUCUUUUUCAUUCUGGAUUCACAAGACAGAUAUUUUUACAGU